UUUUUUGGUAAAUAAAAAAAAGAAGAGAGUGUAAAACUAUUUCACCAAAAUUGGAAAAUAGGUUUCUAUUACACAGUGUUCGAAAAAACAAACCCAGUCUACUCUUACUCCUCUCCAAACACAAGAAAGUUAUUAGAGAAACAAAUUCGAAAUGUUUCUACACACCAUAGAAUCAAAUCAAACAACAAACCCUAACCCUUCAAAUCAAUAAUUCGAUUUCCCUCAACAAAUCUUUCCUCGAUUCAAUUUCAAUCCUCAAACCCUCAAACACCUGUAGAUCUGUACAAAUAUCCCCUUUUUCCUCUCUCAAUUUCGGUCUAAAUCGAAACCCUACCCAAUUUUUUUGGGAGAUCCUUGUACUUGUAUCAUCAUACCCUUACAAAUUUCAUUUUUUUCUUCUCAGAUUUCGUCAGUUUAGGUUUUAAUCGUAACCCCAUUUUGAGAAAUCAUCGUUCCAGGGGUUCGUUCGGCUAUAGUUCUCGUUUCAGUUACCCAGAAGAAGAAACCCUAGCUUCUUAGUUCAGUUUAUUAGCUUCUUGUACAUUCUUUUUGGGUAGAGAUUUUUUCGGUAGGAUGAACAACAGAGGUAGAUAUCCACCUGGGAUCGGGUUAGGGCGAGGUGGUGGUGGUGGUGGUGGUGGUUUGAACUCGAACACCGGGUAUCAACAGAGGCCACAACAACAACAACAACAACAGUAUGUGCAGAGGCACAUGGUGCAAAAUCAGAAUCCGCAACAAUACCAGCAGCAGAAUCAACAGAAUCACCAGUAUCAGCAACAGCAGCAACAACAACAACAGUGGCUGAGAAGGAACCAGUUGGGUGGUACUGACACCAACAAUGUCGAGGAGGUUGAGAAGACUGUACAGUCUGAAGCAAACGACACUAGUUCACAAGAUUGGAAGGCAAGACUAAAGCUUCCACCAGCUGAUACACGCUAUAGGACAGAGGACGUGACAGCAACUAAAGGAAAUGAGUUUGAGGAUUACUUUUUGAAGCGUGAGCUGCUAAUGGGAAUAUAUGAGAAGGGGUUUGAAAGGCCAUCCCCAAUCCAAGAAGAAAGCAUUCCAAUUGCCCUUACUGGUAGUGACAUUCUUGCUAGGGCUAAAAAUGGAACAGGCAAAACAGCUGCGUUUUGCAUUCCUGCAUUGGAAAAAAUUGAUCAAGAUAAUAAUAUUAUUCAAGUUGUUAUACUGGUUCCAACACGAGAAUUGGCUUUGCAAACAUCUCAAGUGUGUAAAGAGCUUGGAAAGCAUUUGCAAAUUCAAGUUAUGGUCACAACAGGUGGUACCAGCUUGAAAGAUGACAUUAUGCGUUUAUAUCAACCUGUUCAUCUGCUAGUUGGUACUCCAGGAAGAAUAUUGGAUCUUGCAAAGAAGGGUGUCUGUGUUCUGAAAGAUUGUUCUAUGCUUGUCAUGGAUGAGGCUGAUAAACUUCUCUCCCAGGAGUUCCAACCUUCAAUAGAGCAGCUGAUUCAAUUUCUUCCCUCAAACCGUCAAAUCCUAAUGUUUUCAGCUACAUUUCCUGUUACUGUAAAGGACUUCAAUGAUAGAUAUCUUCGUAAACCGUAUAUCAUUAACCUUAUGGAUGAACUAACUCUGAAGGGUAUUACACAAUUUUAUGCAUUUGUGGAGGAGAGGCAGAAGGUCCACUGCCUAAAUACUCUUUUCUCUAAGCUGCAAAUAAACCAGUCAAUCAUCUUCUGCAAUUCUGUGAACCGGGUUGAACUCCUUGCCAAGAAAAUCACAGAACUAGGGUAUUCAUGUUUCUAUAUCCAUGCUAAGAUGUUGCAAGACCACCGUAAUAGAGUUUUUCACGACUUCCGCAAUGGUGCCUGCAGGAAUCUUGUUUGUACUGAUCUUUUCACUAGGGGAAUAGAUAUCCAAGCAGUGAAUGUUGUUAUUAAUUUUGAUUUUCCCAAGAACUCAGAAACAUAUCUGCACAGGGUUGGUCGAUCAGGGAGGUUUGGACACCUUGGUUUAGCAGUGAACUUGAUAACCUAUGAGGAUCGCUUCAAUUUGUAUAGGAUUGAGCAAGAACUCGGCACUGAAAUAAAACAAAUUCCUCCCUUCAUUGAUCAGGCAAUAUAUUGUCGGUGACUGGUGAUAAUUACCUUGGUUGUAUUGCAUCCUCAUCUGUGGUGAAUAGCAAUGCUUGAUGUGACUGCCAUGCAAGCAGGUGUGAAUGCUGUGCAUGAGGAUGCAAUAUGGAAGUUAGGGUAUUGUUAGACGUCUUUGUUGACUGUUUUGUUGUUUAAUUUAUGCUUUUAAGAGCCCUGAAAAAGACCUAUAGUUUAAUAAUGGGUUUUUAAAUGUCUGAUGCUGGAUACCAUUUGCGUUUUCCGUGGAUUGCAUUUGCUAUCGUGCUUGUUAGUAACUGAUAUUACUCUAGAUUUUCCCAUUUCGUUGGUAAAACUGUUUAGGAAUGUGCCUUAUUGUGAUGACUCCAUAUUGGCUAUUCCUUUAUGACAUUCGAGUCUUUGAUUCAUCAUUGUGGGUUCACACAAAGAUUUUCUUGUUCCAGUGGGAAUUUUCACAUUUGCUUCUCACUA
This is a messenger RNA of Trifolium pratense (red clover), 2549 nucleotides long. RefSeq names its product DEAD-box ATP-dependent RNA helicase 8-like. Gene Ontology annotation, biological process: cytoplasmic stress granule assembly; P-body assembly. The transcript has 10 exons. Lineage: Eukaryota; Viridiplantae; Streptophyta; Magnoliopsida; Fabales; Fabaceae. Gene Ontology annotation, molecular function: ATP binding; RNA helicase activity; mRNA binding. Gene Ontology annotation, cellular component: cytoplasmic stress granule; P-body. The coding region runs from base 574 to 2097 and encodes 507 amino acids. The record is from RefSeq and is a predicted model, not a curated record.